Argentina anserina (silverweed cinquefoil) is the source of this 4934-nucleotide messenger RNA. RefSeq lists its product as uncharacterized. The record is from RefSeq and is a predicted model, not a curated record. The coding region runs from base 410 to 4069 and encodes 1219 amino acids. NCBI's taxonomy places the organism in Eukaryota, Viridiplantae, Streptophyta, Magnoliopsida, Rosales, Rosaceae. Gene Ontology annotation, molecular function: protein binding. The transcript is spliced from 11 exons.
CCCUCUCCAUAGUUGGUGUUCUUUUUGAAAAAGCCAUCGGAGAGACGCAGGAACCCCGUGAACGCCAUGAAAACCAUCACCCUCUGAUCUUCCCUUUAGCCCAAACCCAUACUUAAUUUUCCAUUUUUAUUUCAAAAGUCCCCAUAAAUACAAAUCAUCCUUCUUAUUCUUACAACUGUUUCGCAUUCCAUUCAUCGCAAACUUAAAUCUGUUUUUUAUUUUAUUUACAUAUAUAUAUAUAUAUAAUUGUUGAUCGAUUGAUUGAUCACCACCACCACCACAGAUUUGAUGACUCCCACGUUGACAUGUCGCCGGCCUUGCUAGAGUCCCCAGCUCCGGCAACCAACCUCUCCGGUCAGGUUUCUAUUCCUCUCUCUUCAAUAAAUCUAACCAUUUUCAAACCACCACCAUGAACCCCUCCUCGAAUGCAACCGCCUCUGGAUUUAGGGAUUCCCAUGGAGCCGCCUCCGAUUUCAGCUUCAAUACGUCCUCGGCUUCUCGCCAGGGCUCCGGUCUUUCGCGGCCGAGGUUUCUGAAGGUCAGGCGAGGCUUGAAUUCACAGGGAUUGAAACCCUCGCCGGAGACGGCGGAGUCUUCUGCGGGGUUUAAUCCGUUUCGGAGCUCCGGCUCCGAGGCUUUCAGGAGUAAUUCCGAUUCGAGUUUGGGGAGAGGCGUGGUUGAGCAGUUGAGCAGUUUGAGAAUUGGGAGCGGCGGUGAGUUUGUGGAGGCCGGAGGUUCAGCUGGCUUUGUAUUUGGAGGUGAUUACAACAGGAGUGUUGGUGUCGAUGAAGGCGUCGCGUCGAAGCUUCCUGAGGAUAUGAGGAAGUUGAACAUUGAGAGCUCUGAGAGUGGUGGAGCCUUUGGGAGAGGUGAUGAUAGGAGGUUUGGUAGUGAGGCCGGGUUUGGGGCGGUGAGUGAUGACAAUGUAGGUGGUUGUUUGGGUAGAAAUGUCGAAUCGGAGCUCCCCAACGAGUUGGAGAAGAAGUUGAACAUUAAGGAGGAUGUGCAGGGGGGCGGCAGGAGUGAUGAGUUUGUGUUUAGUACUAGUAAGUCCUUUGGAGGCUCGGCGAAUGCACUUCAGGAUCAGAUGAAGAAUCUGAACAUGGGUGUUAGUUUCAACGGGAGGAAAGAGAGUAUCCUGUUGAAAAAGAUGGAGAGUUUGGAUAUAGGAGCCAAGGCUCGACAGUCUACUCGAUCAGAUACAGGGACAUCUUCCCACCAAACGUUUGCGAAGAACAUGGAGACUGGAAAUCACAGACCCGAGAGGGAGGAUGGAUUUAAUUUUACAAGCAAACAGGAUCAUAUGAGCACGUCCUCGGUAGAGUUUAAAACACCAAGCAGUAAAGCCAACUUGUUUUCCGGCAUAAACAAGAAACUGGAAUUCAAUGCAAAGACGGAGCCGGCAAGGUCUAGGGAUACAAGAAUGAAAAAGACCAGUGGAAAAGUAAGACACUCUUCAUCAUCCCAGCUGGGGCUCGGGCAUGAUGAUGUAAGGCACUCUACUUCACCCCAGCCGGGGGUUGGACAUGAUGAUGUUUCAAAAGGUGGUUUUUCAGUAGACCUUGAGUCAUCUGAAUCCUAUUCACCAAUGGACAUAUCUCCUUAUCAAGAAACAUUGGCUGAUAACGUAUGUUCAAAAGAAACUUCAGCCUCCUCUUCUGCAUCAUUUAGUCUCGACAAUGACUUUGUGGAAUCCGAUUCAGUUCCGAAAGUUUCUAAUGAUUCUAUUGAUGAAGAUCUUGUUAUGGCAACAGAAAGUCUUGAUAUAAAUAAAGUUGAUGCAACGAGCAGAUUUCCACAGGUUGAAGCUUUUGAGCACCAUUUAGGUGGAAGUGGUAACGCUGAUGCAACUGUUGAAGGAUAUGUUUCUGGGGCUGAAACUGAAAGCUUUAAGUCUGCGACUGAUGAGGUAGAAUAUAUUAGUGACACGGGUAAUUCAGCAGAGAAUGAAGUUAAUUCAAGCCCGAAAAUGGAGACACAAGAUACUGAUGGUAGGACACACUUUGGCUUUCAUGCAAGCUCGUCAAAUAGAAGUGGAUUAAGCUUCACGUUUGCUGCCUCUACUAUUGCUCAAUCUCCAUUAUCACCAUCAAAACGCUCAAACAAAAAGAAGAAUAUUGUAAAGAUUGGUCAAGAUGCCAAUACUUUUGUUCCAAAUGCUAAGAUUCCAUAUGGGCCAUCCUCUGCUGAGUUUAUGCCAUAUAUGGGAGCUCCAAUACUUUCAACACUGGGACACCGUCAAGAAAUAGGCACUCCAAUUUCACAAUUAAAAGAAAAUAAUUCUGGGGUGCAGAAAAAAAAGGAGAUCAAACAGGAGACCUGUUUGUCUGCUGAAUCAGCUGCAGCUCAGGAAGCAUGUGAGAAGUGGCGACUAAGGGGUAAUCAAGCAUAUUCUAUUGGGGAUCUGUCUAAAGCUGAGGCCUGCUAUACCCAAGGGGUAAAUCGUGUUUCUGAGAAUGAGACCUCUAGAAGUUGUCUAAGGGCGCUGAUGCUGUGCUAUAGCAACCGUGCAGCAACACGAAUGUCUCUCGGACAAAUUCGAGAUGCACUUGGAGAUUGUUUGAUGGCUGCUGCAAUAGAUCCUAACUUUCCCAAAGUGCAGAUUAGAGCUGCCAACUGCUAUCUUACACUUGGGGAGGUUCAAGAUGCUUCACAGCAUUUCAAUAGGUGCCUCCAAUUGACAACUGAUGUUUGUGUUGACCAAAAGAUUUCUGUAGAAGCCUCUGAUGGAUUACAAAAGGCCAGGAGAGUGUCUGAAUGUCUGAAACUUUGUGCUGAACUUAUGCAAAGGAAGACAUCUGCCAAUGCAGAGAGUGCUUUGGUACUUAUUGCUGAGGUGUUGGCAAUAAGCCCUAGCUCAGAAAAAUUAUUAGAAAUGAAAGCAGAAGCUCUUUUCACGCAGAUGCGGAGGUAUCAAGAGGUGAUUGAUUUUUGUGAGAAGACCCUUGGUUCUGCUGAAAAAAAUUCCCCUAUAGUAGAUGCUGCCAGUUCUUUAGAUGGUUCUGAACUGUCAAAGUACUUGUACUUCAGACUUUGGCGGUGUCGUAUGAUUUUUAAAUCCUAUUUCCACUUAGGAAAACUUGAUGAGGGCCUUGUUUCACUAGAGAAACACGAGGGAGGGGUUUCUACAACUUAUAGGAAUUGGAGAAAAACUCUGGAAUCUUCUAUUCCCCUUGUUCUCAUUGUUCGUGAGCUGUUAUCUCAUAAGGUUGCAGGCAAUGAAGCAUUUCAGGCAGGAAGGCAUACUGAAGCUGUUGAGCGUUAUACUACUGCUUUGUCAUGUAAUGCGGAGUCACGUCCUUUCACAGCUGUUUGUUUUUGCAAUCGUGCUGCUGCAUAUAAAGCAUUGGGCCAGAUUACUUAUGCUAUAGCAGAUUGCAGCCUAGCUAUAGCUCUUGAUGAAAGUUAUCUAAAGGCCAUUUCUAGGCGAGCUACACUUUAUGAAAUGAUCAGAGAUUAUGGACAAGCAGCUAAAGAUCUUCAUAGACUUGUAUCUCUUCUCACUAAGCAGUUGGAGGAAAAUAUUAAUAAAUGUGGAACAUCUGAGAAAUCCAAUAGCUGCAAAAGUGAUUUGAAACAAGCUCGUGUUCGUCUUUCAGAAAUACAGGAAGAAGCGAGAAAGGACAUCCCCUUGGAUAUGUACAUAAUUCUGGGAAUUAAACCAUCUAUAUCAGCAUCAGAAAUUAAGAAGGCCUAUCUGAAAGCUGCUCUCAGACAUCAUCCUGACAAGGCUGGUCAAUUCUUUGCUAGGAGUGAUAGUAGUGAUGAUGGGCUUUGGAAGGAGAUAGCAGAAGAAGUGCACAAGGAUGCUGACAGGCUUUUCAAAAUGAUUGGGGAGGCAUACGCAGUACUUUCAGAUGCAACCAAGCGUGCAAGGUACGAUGCUGAUGAGGAGGCUAGAAAUGUGCAGAAGAAACGCAGUGGAAGCAGUGCAGCUAGAAUGCCUGCAGAUGCCCAUUACCCAUUUGAACAAAGCGGAAGUAGCCGACAAUGGAGAGAAUCUUGGAGAUCAUUUGGCAAUCCAUCUUCUAGAGGGUCAGAAGCGACAUGGUCUGGUAGAUAUUCAUGAAAUUUUUGUUUAGUAUCGUCUGAUCAGAACCUGGAUUUCAUGAGCCAUUAGAGGAUUGGGGGCAGAUGAAUUUGUUUAGCCGUUGCGUUCUGUAUGUAGUUUCAGUCCACCAACCUUUGCAUUGGAUUAGGCAGCAUCAGAGUUUCAACAGCUCGAAAUACAAUUGUGCCGGUACUGAGGGCUUCAUUGAGAAGGAGAAAAGCAGGCUUUUGUUUCCUUGGAUUGACUGGUGAUCACAAGCUGUGACAGAGAUAUCAAGAUACCAGUUGAAACUGGAAAGGAUGCUUACUGUGCGAUAUGAUGUGUGUUUGUGUGGAGGAGGGCCUCUGUUGUACAUAUGUCUAAAAGGAGGCAAAACCUGAAAUAAAGCGACAAGAUGGAGGAUUUCUCAGAGCUAACAAGUGAUAAGAUGUUUCACGCGCCUCUGUUUUUGAUGUUGGCUGAGAGAUUUGAGGAAAGUAAUACCAAAAAACAAAAGGAAAAAGAAUUUUGUUUUUCAAGAAAAGAAGAGAAAGAAAGAUCGUGAAAACUAGUGUGAUUUUGUUACUGUGUGGGGAAGUUGAUAGCGUUGUAUUUCUUCUCAUAGGUUGUUUAGGUACACCAAUUGAUUCUUUAUACAUAAGAGUAUAUUCCACUGAUUACCCUGUCCAUUUUGAUAGCAGAAGUCCUGAAAACUGUUCUACGGACAAAAAUGUCAUAGAGGCUUUUGUAUUUGAAACCUCUGCAUUAUUGUUUUUUUUUAACUGUGAUUCUCAAUUGUAGUAAUAUGAAAGAGAAUCUAUGAAGUGAGCACACCUGAAAAUCUAAAGAUGUUCCAAAGGAACGAUCUUUAUUGUAUUGUUGAUCCAUUCAAGGUUCAAAAUAU